Messenger RNA from Triticum urartu, 2744 nucleotides. RefSeq lists its product as uncharacterized. NCBI's taxonomy places the organism in Eukaryota, Viridiplantae, Streptophyta, Magnoliopsida, Poales, Poaceae. The record is from RefSeq and is a predicted model, not a curated record.
AUAUAAUCAAUCCUCUUCUUUGAUUUUACACAAAAUUAAACAUAAGCAUAUCCCCUUUGCUUGAGCCCUUCAACUAGGUCCUUGUGGCCCACUCAUCUCCUCUCCUUUCUCGAGAAGCUAGCAGUCUGAUCGAGGGCGGCUUCACUUCUUGCAGGGGGGUGGAAUUAAUGGGAGACCAGGAAUAUCUUAUCAAUGGCUACGCCGUGUGGGUGGGUUAUCUGUCCAUGGCCAUCAGUGGCUUGGGUUUCCUGGUGCUUACUUGGACCACUGUUGUACUUCUUGGUGGUUUCGUGUCUGAGCUACAUAAGGAGGACUUUUGGUGUGCGGCGUUCAUCACCCUUGUACAAACAGCUGGGAUUUUUGAUGUUACUCUGAAUGAGAAACUAGGCUAUAUGGAGGAUGCGCUCCUUGGGUUCUUGGCGGCCAUUUCAUUUGGCAUUGUACCCGAUGAUGCGCCUAGCAAGAGUUGCACCCAAGAUUUGUUGUCUUUUCUUCUCUUUUUCUCGGUAAUUCUUUUAGUGUUGGUUCAAGUAAUGGUGUUGGCCUUAAUAUUAAGCCCUUUGGCAAUUAUAUAUGUGCUUGGGAUAUUUAUGUCCGGGGUGAUCUCAUUGUGGCGUCUGAUAGAGCACGAUCACGGGGGCAACUCAGAUGAAAAAGCAUCAAACCUAGCACCAGCAUUGCAGACCUUGUACUACCUUGCUCUGCUCCAAGGCGUGCUCUUCUGCUAUAGGUUUCUGUUGACUCUCACGGAGAAGAAGUUUUCUAAGACUCUGGUCACCGAAGACUCGAUGGCCACUGAAGACUCGGAAGUUCAAGCAGUACUUUACAACUACUUGCGUAAAACAAGGAGAGGAUGUGAGAAGGACCCGACAUUUACCGAAGGAAGGAACCUCGUCACAUAUGCUGUAGACAAGAUUGGUUCCAAUUCACCUGUUGACAGCAUUUCCGGGGUAAAGAUCCUAUACGCAGCCAUAUGCAUGGUGGAGAGCAAGAAUGAUUGGUCCAAUGUCCAUGGGCAGCGCAUGCUGAUAAAACAUCUUGUCUUGUCUACAUCAUCCUCUCGGAAUGUACUGCCGAAACUGCUAGAGAUGCUAGAUUCAAGAGGCCUACAUGACAGAAGGGGUAGAAUUCAAGCCGCGAUGAUAGUGGAGCGACUUGCAUUCUACAUUAAUUUGGAGCAGUUUCCUCGGAGUAUUCAACACAUAUCUUCCUUGAUCGGGACGUUUGAACAAUAUAGUAUAGCCGAGCCAUAUCCCAGAUCCAAGGAUGGAUACGAGCAGCAUCUGAAACUGCAGGUUACUCGUGGGCGUCCCUCACCAGCCGGCGAACUUGGGAAGGCCUACAAGGAGUUGUUGCUACAAGGCCUGUCUAUCCUCCGGAACCUUGCCGCCGACGAAAACAAUUGCAGAAUCAUGAGCAACACCCGAGAUCUGGUCUCCAAGAUCAUGGCACCUGUCACUUCCGACCUACUCGACCACACCACCGAUGAUCAUGGUACAUGGUGCGAAGUAGUAGGCCGAUCGAUGGAAGUGAUGAGCCAUUUAAGCGGUGCUCAAGGAGAAACUGGGGCCAAGCUACGUCAUGAAAUCUCAAGCUGUACAGAAGCAAUCAGAACUCUCUCGAGGAUUCUUGGUUGUAAUAAGUGUAAAGAAGAGAUGCGGCAAAGAGCCAUUUGGAUUCUCACACGAUUGUACACGGAUACUAUUGGAAUCAGCGGAUCAUUUGAGUAUAGUUGUUGCGGAGAAGACUUUGUUAGGAUGCUAGUCAACAUCUUCACUCAGGAUAAUGAGUAUAGCAGCUCCAUCAGAGGAUACGCCGGAGAAGCGCUGUCAAAUAUAUGUUUCCUUGGCGGAAUUAGUGAUGCCACACUUAUCAUACAAACAAGUGGUGAUGUUAUUAAUAGUCUCACUCAAGUACUUUUACAUGAAGAAAACGAGACGUGCAGACAAGCAUCGGCUGAAAUUCUUGAGUGUCUAUGUACCCAUUACACCAAGGAUGAUGAAUACCUUCACAAACUUAAGAAAGCAAUCCUCAAGGUGAUUGGAAAAAUACUUUGUUGUGGAGACGGAACACAUAAUGGAGAAGACAUAGAGAGCCAAUGUGAUGGCACACAAGAAAACAAUGAGCCGAACAAGGAUGCCCAGGGAUUCCAAGUAGAAACACUCUCAACUAUGUCAUCGAACUUGCUUUCAUCAUUGUUAUGCCUUUGCGGGACGGUCUACAACACGUCGUCGGUCAUUGAUUUGCGUCCUCAGCUGGAUGCAUCUAGCUUUCUAAAUAAUCUGAGGGACAUGGUAGUGAAAAGAAGUGGCCCCACCGUCGAAAACCUGUCAGUGUGCAAGGCGGCCGGUAAUAUGGUCAUUUCAAUGCUGAAAUACUACAGUGGCGGGUUCUUCAAAGAAGACAACUUUGGGAGCUUGAUAGAGGUACUAUCUAGCGCUUCCAAGAAGAUGCUAGAUCUCGACUACUCCAUGGUUUGCUCUUCCGCCAGCAGCUCCGAAACCGGAUCAAAGCUUGGCAGGCGUACCCUACUGUCCCUCGUGAGAGAAGCGAAAGAAUUGCAUGCCAUGGCACCAUCUACAUCUUUGAGUGGCUGAUUUGCCAUCAAGUUUAGGUACUUUUUAUUCAUUCACUGGGUUGGUUGUGUGACGUAGUAUGAAGAUAUGCAUUGCCAAUUUUAUUCACUGGUGUAUGGAGAUUAUAUAUGCAUUGUCAAAAAAUAUUAUCAGUGCUCUUCGUAUUUA